AGGGAAAGGAGGAGGGAUAGACAGACAGGGGAGGGGGGAGAGAGAAAGAGACAGUUGGGAGAGACAGGGAGACGUGCAGUGAGUGUAAGCUCUGUGGGAGAGGAUGUCCCCAGUCCCUAUACCAGUGAUCUCCCCUGUGUCUCCUGCGCUGGUUCUGCGACCUCCUCCGGCUCCUCCUCUGCGACCCCUCGGCCCCUCCCCCAGUCGCUCAUUUGAUCGGACAUUUCCAUAACACAGACGGGGCGGAUCAGCCUUUGAGAAGGAGGAAAAGACAAAUCCCAGUUUAUUUUUUCCCCUCGCUCUUACUGAGCGGCCGGAUAAAGGAUUGUGCUGUGGAUUAAAGGCGCGAGGCUGGCAAUGGAAUAGGGAUGAUCUGACACAUUAUAUAUAUAUAUUAUACACUGGCAGAGCCUCAUUCCUCUCCCACUUGGAUGUAACAGUUGUGGGGGGGAAUCUGCUUUCCGCACGUGGAGGAUUUAAUUUCAAUGCCACAGAGAUCGCUGGUCCGGCGCAGAUUGCGCUCCAUUCAAUGCGCCGCCGGUCAGUGUUGUUUGUCGGUGUAGGAGCGCGGGGAGGCGGAGGCGGCUGGUUGUUGUUGUUGCUGCCGCCGGUGCUGCCGCUCGGAUCCCCCCCGUACACUUUGCAUCAGGAUCUCUUUGCCUAAAAGACUGGCGCAUGUUCCAGGUCACUUUGGCUUGUCGGAUCCCCAGCUCCCCCCGACCCUCCCGACCCCUCCGAGCUGCUGUUGCUGCUGGUCUCUGUCCGGCCUCGGAUCCAGGAUUCUUCAUGAUUUGCGGGCGACAUGCACGUUUUUUAGCCGGGAAGCCUUGCUCUCGUCCCGCAUGUUCAGGACCAAACGAUCGGUGCUCGUCCGGCGACUCUGGAGGAGUCGAGCUCCCGGGGAGAACGGGGAAGGGGAAGGCGGGGAGAGGGCGCAUGGAGCCGGCGGCUGCUGUCUGGGCAAAUCGGCGAAUAAGGUGCCCGGGAAGGCGCUGGUGGGCUCGGAGGCUGCAGAACUGAAAGCGCUCGCCCAUUGUGUCCUGAAGAAGCUGAAGGAGAAGCAACUGGAGGGGCUGCUGCAGGCGGUGGAGUGUAAAGGGGGAGCCCGCAGCCCCUGUCUCCUGUUACCCGCGGCCAAGCUGGACUCCAGGCUCGGGCAACAAGCCUUCUCUCUGCCGCUGCUCCUCUGCAAGGUCUUCAGGUGGCCGGAUCUCAGGCACUCGUCCGACGUCAAGCGACUUAGUUGCUGCGACUCCUAUGGCAAGAACAACCCGGAGCUGCUCUGUUGCAACCCCCACCAUCUCAGCAGACUGUGCGAGCUAGCGGAUUCCCCAGACUCUGUCCCUUCCUCCACAGAAACAGGGGGAACAAAUUUUUUGGCCCCUGAGGGGCUUUCAGAUUCCCAACUUCUUCACGAGACUGGGGACCCGUCCCACUGGUGCAUGGUGGCGUAUUGGGAAGAGAAAACGAGGGUGGGUCGCUUAUAUUCUGUCCAAGAGCCCUCCCUGGAUAUCUUCUAUGAUCUACCUCAAGGGAACGGCUUCUGCCUUGGGCAGUUGAACUCGGACAAUAAAAGUCAGCUGGUGCAGAAGGUCCGCAGCAAAAUCGGCUACGGCAUCCAGCUGACCAAGGAAGUGGACGGCGUCUGGGUCUACAACCGUAGCAGUUACCCCAUCUUCAUCAAGUCUGCCACACUGGACAACCCAGACUCUAGGACGUUAUUGGUCCAUAAAGUAUUCCCUGGAUUUUCCAUCAAAGCGUUUGACUAUGAGAAGGCUUACAGUCUGCAGAGACCUAAUGACCACGAGUUCAUGCAACAACCAUGGACCGGAUUUACUGUACAGAUAAGCUUCGUCAAAGGCUGGGGCCAAUGUUACACGAGACAGUUUAUCAGCAGUUGCCCGUGUUGGCUGGAGGUGAUAUUUAAUAACCGGUGACUCGGACACGAGCGGACAUCUGGACUCUCAACUACUUUGCUGCUAAUAUUUCCUCCUGAGUGCUUGCUUCUUCCCGCGGACUUGUUUUUACGUUUUUUGUUCGUUUUGAGAAAUAGCUUAUGUCAAGAAUGACCUUUUUCUCAUUCUGUUCUUGCCUGUGUGAAUGACUUCAGGCCGAGCUUUGCCCCGGGUAGGGGACGGGUGCUUGGGCAACGCGUGGAGUGUGCUUGUAAUGGUUUUUUUUUGGGGGAGGGUAUCGACCGCUUUCUUGUGCAAUGAAUAGAAGAUAUUUUUGUCUAGGGUGGGGGGUUAGGACUGGGCUGAAUUCAGUAUUUUUCUUUUGCAUAUGGGUGACCACUACUACGCCUCCCAUCUCCUAAGUAAGGGCACGGCUGUAUCAAGUAUUCUAGUGGGCGACUUUAGAGCGACAUCUAAGGUGUUUUUAUUGGUUUAUCCGUUGCAGGGAUAACGGGAAAGGAUGCUGAUGCUGUUGCUAAGCAACGGCAAGGCCAAUAAUAAUAAUAAAGGCACCUUAGGUUGCUCUGCUACUAUUUCUGCUGUCCUAUAGCGAAACGAGCACUGCAGACUCUUCAGACCAAUGUCUUUUAUUCACGACUGGUAAUUAUACAUUUCACAUGGAUCACUCUCCAGGUCCGCUCCCGACCCAAGGUGUAAACAUUAUUGCGGAGUCUGAUUUGCAGUGAUCUGUUGUCCUAUAUCCCCGAUAAAGACCAAACCCAAAAAAAAAAACUGCCAUGCUGUUACCUGCCCCCCCCCAAAAAAAAAAAAGAAAAUCAAAUAAUCCAAUUUCUUGGACAUGCGGUUUGUUGUUUUAAACAGACCAUUACAGGAUAACUGCCCAACUUGACCUUUCUCCAUGUUAUUUCAGUCCCCUUGGUGGAAAGGGUUAACACGUUAUUUAUUUUUUAUUGUUUUGCAUAUGUAUAUUCUGUGAGAAUCACAAUUUCAGGCAUGGUCCUUAACCCCUAGACUCUCAAAGGUGCAUUCGGUAGUAAAGGAGUUAAUCCCCUGACUUCAUGAUCUCAAUUGCAAUACAGGGAAUUGUGGAUCAGGCGGAGGGUAAUCCCUUAUAUGUUAAAUAUGGAACAUUGAGGCAAUGCCUCUUUUUAUUAUAGGUUCCAGAAAUUAUUCUGGGAGACCUGAUUGGUUGCUGGUUUUACCUCCACCAUAAUGCAAAUAUGACCAUGAUGUUGGUGAAUUACAACUCCCGGCAUUAUGGGACUUGUAGUCUAACAAUAUCUCGGAAGCCAAUGUUCAGUAAGGGACUAUCCUCCAAGACCCACAACCCCUACAAGGGGAAAUUAACUUUGCCUUUAUUUCUUUCAAUGACACAGUGUAUACACAACUCAUGAAUAUGUCUGAGAUGAAACAUACAGUAUUUGCUCUUUACUUUCUUCUCCUUUAUAAGGUACACGUUAUGCACAGGGAAGGGUUCAAUUUAAUUUUUUUUUUUUCCCUCGUUCAUUUCCUCUUAAUAUCAUACAUGGAGUGUGGUAACUUUAGCAUUUUCCUAGCUCAGUGAGCAUGUUUAACAUAAGCUAUUUUUCUAAAUCCCGAAGUUUAAACGAUCAAGAAAAAAAAGGGCACUCUUUGGAACUUAACGCAACGUAGUGCUUUGGAAAAAAAAAAACCCGAAAAGGAUUAAAAAAAAACACGUUUCACAAAAGGACAAAAAAAUGGACUCCUUAAAAAAAAAAAAACUGAGAUUUAUUAAAAAAAUUGUAUUUUAUGUUAUAUAUAUAAAUAUAUUAUUACUUGUAAAUAUAAAAGACGUUUUAUAAGCAUCAUUAUUUAUGUAUUGUGCAAUGUGUAUAAACGAGAAAAAUAAAAAAGAUGCACUUUGCUUAAUAUAAAUGCAAAUAACAAAAUGCCAAAUUAAAAAAACAAAACAAAACAAA
Molecule: messenger RNA, 3856 nt
Organism: Xenopus laevis (African clawed frog)
Lineage: Eukaryota; Metazoa; Chordata; Amphibia; Anura; Pipidae
Gene: smad7.L
Product: SMAD family member 7 L homeolog
Exons: 3
Coding region: 843-1937 (364 amino acids)
Biological process (GO): regulation of transcription by RNA polymerase II; cell differentiation; SMAD protein signal transduction
Cellular component (GO): transcription regulator complex; cytoplasm; heteromeric SMAD protein complex
Molecular function (GO): I-SMAD binding; transcription regulator inhibitor activity
Source: RefSeq, a predicted model, not a curated record